UCAGGAGGCGGAAAGUUGGCGCAGAUGGUAUAAGAGAGGGUUACGCAUGGCUUUUUUUUCUAUCAAUGUGUUGACUCUUCACUCCCAGACCAGGGACAGGGGAUCCACGUCCACAGUGUGGCGUGGACUCGACAGACAGUGACGGAGAGUAGGGGGAAAACCCCAGGAACAGCUCACCCACAACAGAGCAUUGCAGCUCUCAGACUGGGGCAGAAACCCUUCCUGCCGCACCUGCCUGCAGACAAAGCCGCCGUCCCUCCGCUGUGGUGCUGAAAGCGCAGUCUGCGAGCCCUGCGCAUGGUGAGGCAGGGCUAAGAUUCCAAAGAGAGACAAGACGUUUGAAAACAAAAGCUGAAGAAAAACUUUGUGUGUAUGGAUUUAGAAGAAGCACGCUGCAACACUCAGCAGAAGUGAUGGCCAGAGCCCCCUCCUGUCCUACGGGCUUCGAUCGGGCGGUGUGAGCACAGCAGCGGAACCCAGCGGAACCUCCGCAGACGAGGACAGUGACCGAGGCUCUCCAUCAGUGAGGUGAAUGUUGAUGACACCAUUGAAAUGCUACCAAAAUCAAGAAGAGCUCUUACCAUUCAAGAGAUUGCUGCUUUAGCACGGUCUUCUCUGCAUGGUAUUUCACAGGUGGUCAAGGACCAUGUGACAAAGCCUACAGCCAUGGCGCAGGGCAGAGUAGCCCAUUUGAUAGAGUGGAAAGGAUGGUGCAAGCCUAUGGACACGCCAGCAGCCUCGGAGUCAGACUUCAACUCUUAUUCUGAUCUCACUGAGGGAGAGCAAGAGGCCCGCUUUGCUGCUGGUGUGGCGGAGCAGUUUGCCAUCGCCGAGGCUAAGCUGAGGGCCUGGUCCUCUGUGGACGGCGACGAGUCCAAUGAUGACUCAUACGAUGAAGACUUCCUGCCUGCCAGCGAGCCCGCCACACAGAGCACAGAAUUGUCAUCUUAUCCACCGUAUUUGAAGGACCUGAUCCACAGCCAGCUUUGCCAGCACCUGGGCCUGCGAAGGCCCUGCUCCGAGAGCGGAGGAGGGCUGGGAGAGGGAGGUGGCAGCAGAGAGCCCUCCCCUACGGCGGGCUCUCCGGACACACUGUGCUCCAGCCUCUGCAGCCUCGACGAGCAGCAUCCACUGCUGCGCGACCUGGGAACUCAUCGUGGCCAGAACAACGCCGCCGAGCUUGCCGCAAAGAUCCUGUCCGCGCUGCACGGGGGGGAGGAGCUGCUGGCCCGACUUCAGAGGGUGGGGCAUUGUGGGCACGGUGGGGGAGACUGCGGCUUCCACAGCUUGAGUGGGGGCGGCCGGGGCAGCCGGGUCAGCCGGUCCUAUGGAGGUCUGGACUCUCCUUGCUACUCCAUGUCUUACUCUGAGACGUAUCUGUCACCGGGUGAGGAUGACGACACCCCCUGCAAGGACUAUGACGGCACUGUGUGCCAGGAGGAGGCUGAGGGCCAGGGGGUGGAGUACCCCCCUGACUACGACCCGCGCAGGAGGGUGUCUGAUGUGGCCUCCUCAGGGGUUGUUUCCCUGGAUGAGGAGGAGGAAGAGGAGGAACUCGAGGAGAGAGCAGGAGAGCCGAACAACCACUGACUCCUGUCUUCUCACCUCAGUAUUCGGGGAGGGGCUUCUUUAUUUUUUAGCAAACACCCCCCCCCCCCUUCAUCAUGGUGUUUGAACAUUUUGAAUCUCUCUGUAGACCCCCUCCUUCCCUUUGAUGCGUAAAUCACCUGUCUUUGCCUUAUACCUGCAGCAUUUUAGCUCUCCUCGCCAUCUAAUAAGUCCCUAUUUCACCAGUUAACACUUUUUGCUUUGAAGGCGUCCAAACAAUCCUUUUUCAUCGGCGUGAGAGCAGCGAGGGCUGGACUAGGCGCAGUCAGCCAGGUGCCUGACUCUCAGGUAUGACGCCCGCUGUUUUUCGGCUAUGCCUCCCCCGGUUCGGUGAACGGACGCUGCUCCAGGCAGACGGAUCGACUGAGAGUCCGACUCUCUGACUUUUAUCUGCAUGUUACUUGCAAGUGCUGAAAUCAAUGGGCUGACCUGGACUCGAGCACGUUUUUGUAAAGUCAGGUGCGGUUUAUCACCUCUGUCUAUCCCUCCUCCUCCCCAUGAGUGAACAGGCUGACACUGCAUCCUGGCACCUGUCUUCACCCCCCCCCCCCCACAACCCCCCCAGCCUCUCUCCCCAUUCCUUUGUAGUAAAGUAAAUCGCAUCCUUUUGGGCAUGGCUUGCUGAGUAUGCCAAACUAUUUAACCCUGCCACUACCAAUUAUGAGCAAAUGCUGGAAUGUCUUCAAAGUGGCAGGAACUGGUAUGUAUGUAAAAAAAAAAAAAAAAAAAAAAAUCCUGUGUUCCAGAUGAUAUGAGAAAUGAUAUGCUUUUAAUGUACUAGUUUUCUAUCAGCCAUGUUGUUGUUCACGUCAUCGUCAUGAUGGACAGCUGCUCGGCGUUCCCGGUGUUUUCUGCGGAGGACACCUGAACUUUGCUCCCGAGAAACAAAAGGACUCACAGCAGCAAGACAGGAAACACAAAGAGAGAAAGUUCCCGCAGCGACGGACAUUUGGCAUUUUUUCCUGUGCAGAGAUGAGUUGCAUUGGAGAUUUUUCUAUAUUUUUGUAUGCAUUGUCUUGCUUUGAUCUCUUUGCCUAUAUGCGGCGUGCCAGUGUAUGUGGUUUUUUGCACGAAGCUAAUGUGGCUGUAGAUUUCUCCUGUUCUUUGUUAUCACUGUGUGAUAUAGUCUACUGGGAAAAAACAACAACAUACAAAUGUGAAAACAUUUUCUUUUGUAUUUCAAAAGAGGAUACUGUGAUACUGUUUUUUUUUUUGGCCAUUUAUCAUACUCUUCAUGAAGACCUCUUGUUUUUCUCUCCAUCAUUUAAAAGCUUCCUAAUGAUCUUCAGUAUUUCCUCUCAUGUUGACUCUUGAAAAGCUUUGCCUUUUUCCCCCUGUCCUCUUCCUUUCUAUGAUGCUUGCAAAAAGACAUGUUAAUGUGACACAUUGAGAGCCUCCAGCAUCCUCUCCAUGUUGAUGUGCUCCCUGAGAGAAAGCGUCUUUCAUACAACUCAGGAAAUCCCAUUGGACCAGGGCAUGGAUUCAUUCGUUCCCACAUGCACAUAGGCACGGGCUGGUUUCCGGUACCAAAGAAUGCCAAAGUUAUGGUUUCCAGGCCGUUCAUAGAGCUCCUACGGUUUAAAAUCCAUGAGCGAGCUCCCAGAGAAAGGUCUGGAGUGGCCAGACAGUUAUUUAGCUGUACCCUUUAGAAUAGGAGCAUAGAGUCCCUCCCCAACCUGUUGUUGAAAAACUAAAGCAGUUCCAUCCAUCACUCUUAUUAAGUUAUAUAUAACACUGUUUGGCUAAUAUUUUUUAGCAGAUUUAGGAAUAAUUGUCACUUUCCUCUUUUAAAUAAUGGUAAUAUGUUUUAUCGAUCGUUCCAGUUUUUAUGCUUGUAUGCAUAGCACAACAUGGUCCAGCUACUUGUACCGAUAGAUCAAGGUUUUUAAGAAUUACACUUUCAGAGGUGGUUAAAUGUUUCCAAAUGACCUACUCCAGUCAGAAACAGACCUCAUUUCAAUAUUGAGCAUAAACCUGGACCUCAUUUAGACAUGAGUCGGGGUAAAAUCUAGAAAUAACCUUGAUUUAAGCCUAUACAAAUCUUCUAGGUUUAGUCUAAACAAAACCGCCUGAUAGACUUUAAAACAUUUUUUGUGACAUCCACAAACAAAUCUGCAAACCAUGGAAAAUGCCAGAAAUUACUGUCUGAACCCCAUCGGCACUCAUUUGAUUCAAUCCAAAUAGAUUUUAAACCGCAGUCUUGGGGUAAUGAUGUACAGCAAAGGGCUGUAGUUUAGUUUAUUUGUUUAUGUCAUCCAUUAGGAAUUCAAGCUGUACAGAAUUUGCAUUGACAGGACGACACUCUGUGGUUCUCACCAGAGACAAAGUUCGGUUAGAUUUCAUUAAAAUCGUCAUGAAUCCAGACAUUCUCACAGUGGCAGCGCCUCCGUAACCAAGUUGCGCAUGGCACGGAGAUGAUGCAGCACAGACAGAAUAUUUCUUAAAAAUGUAUUCAUUCACGCUUCCCUAAAUCACUUUUCAUGGUACGUGUUGGUGCAGCUCAGCUAGUAAAGACAAUCCCUUAGUGAUCCUGAAUUUAAUUUCUCAUUCCUCUCUUUCUCAAAUGCUUUUUGUUCUCCCAUAUAGCAGGUCUACAUGUAGAUUUCUUAUGAAUGUUCAAAACCAGUUAAAAAAACAGACCAAAUACUAGUAGGCUAGAUGUUGUAUGGGCUACUUAGACAAUCUUUACAUGGAUUUUCAUUGUAGAAAUGCUCUCUGGGAUGGUUUAAAGUCCUUUUUAUGUGGCGAAAAUUGGUCAAAGUGAAUGAAACAUUUCACUGAGUUCUACUUUGAUAUCAAAGUAUUGGAGUUACCAAAGGUUUCUCCAGUUAUUUGACGCUUGCAGCACAGUCCCUCCCCCACCUGUUGCUGGACCCUGCUGGUUGCUCUGUUUCCUUACACAAAAGAUAAAGCUAGCUGUUUGAAAAGUUGUGGCAUGGAAAGACAAACAGUCAGCAGAAGCACUGGUGUACAACAGCUGGCUACAGACUCUACCUGAGCAGAUAACCUGACUAAUUGAAAAGUUAAUCUAACAUUUAAAUGUAUGUACUUAUGUUUCACAAUGGAACAGUUAUUUUAACCACACUAACAUUAUUUUAUUUAAGCAUCCAAAUGAAUUGUUGCUGUUCUGUUUCAAAUAAAAAGGCGACUGGAUGAUAUUUGUUUUAAAUCUUUGCUUUAAUACCCCUGAGCCUGUGAAACCAUGGCUCUCUGAGAAUCUGAUACCAGCCCAUGCCUACGUGUCCAGUCCCCCUCCUCUUUCACUCUCACCCUGCAUGUGUGCACACGUGUUCAAGAGAAACCCUGGAGUGAGUCACUCUUUUCUACGGUACAGCGUAAUCCAAGCACAGACUUGACUCCCGCUUCUUUGCUCUUUCUUCAAAGAAUCCUGACUCUGUUUGUAUCUUGAAAUUUUGUGAAAUAGUGCGUCUGAUUGUGUCUCGUAAGAUGUCAGCAAGCGGCCCAAGCUUGCACCAUGAAUUCAUUCCAAAACCCCUCCGAUGCAGCGAUUCCCUUUAAAACAGCGUUUCGGCGUAGGUGAGCUCCUGUACGAGGCCGAACCUUAGCUGGUUUAAUUUACAGACAACAGCGGGGGCUCGUGUCGAGUGUUUGACAAGACCGUGACAACUCAGGGGGAACCAUUGAAGCUGUGCCUUUCAUACAUCACCUUUGACCUCUCAAACUGCAUCAUCGCCGUUACAUCCUCCUUGGUGUCGCUCAGACCACGGUCCAAAUGGAACAGGGAUCACAGUGAAGUGAAUGGGUUAGACAGAGACGUCAGACAAUCCUGUUGCACCUCCUGCAGUGAUGAGAGCUUGCAGUGGGCCGACCUGCGUCACUGUCCUUUAGCUUGACAUUAAAAGCCGGACGGGACGAUGCUGGCGAGGCGAGGUCGAGCUUUUGUCCGAGCGUGGUGACGCUAGCCUGCCUUUGUUCCACAACCUUCCCUCAGUUUUCCACUCUGAUUAUCAGCUCGCUGUGCAUGUCUGUCUGAACGGGACCGUUGCUUCUGCGGGGCAAAGACGGGCAUCCUGGACAUCAUGGACAUGUGUGCGUUUAUGAUCUGUGUGCUUCUGAGAACCGUGACACUAUUUGCUCAUACCCAGGAGAACAGAUUGGAUAGAAGCAGAAGAUGUGCUGCUGAUACACCAGACAGCCUGAUGAAUGUGCCCCCUCUCCAUCCUUCCAUCAGCGUCCUCUAAUUUCCACUUCUCUCCUCCCACCUCCCUUUGUUACAGUCUAUUCCCUUCAUUCUGCCGCCCUCACUCUUUUUCUCUCCCUCAGUCGCUCCGUCCUUCCCCACGGGGGGCUUGUUACGUAAAUAUGAGGACGUUUAAGUGCUACCUUUGCCGAAAGGCAAUUAGCCUACAAUUAGAAAAACGACUGAACAUCGGGAGAUGUGUAUCUCUCCCCUGUCUGUCGGUUUUUGUUCUCCCUUUUCCCCUUCAUCUCAUCCGCUCACUCUUUUCCAAACCCUUUCUCCCCAACUCGUUGCCACCAGCACAAGUUUCUACGUGGCAGCUUUUGAGGUCAGCUUUCCCAGAAAAUGCUUGUGUCUUUGUUUGACAGUUUGUCACCCAGAACAACAGGAAAUCCUCACUGUCCCCCACUCAGUCACAUCUUUCUAUCCAAACAUGUUGCUCGUCAUUCGUGUGAAUGUCCCUGGGCAAUCGGUUUUAGUUCGUUGCUUCAGGCGAAGGCUGACAUUGGAUACUUAUGAGAGAGAAGUGCUCCAGAUUCAGUGUGUGUGAGAUACUAGCAGAGAGAACCAGCGCCAUAAAAAGACACCGCAACAUCUGUUGGACGGUGUUGCAGGAGGCCGUGCACAUAUUCUGAUGGUGGUAGCGCCCCUGUCACCUUGUAACCUACUUACCUGUUCAGAACAAAGCAGAUGGGCCUGGGGACCGCUCUCCUCACACCCUAUCAGCGAAUACUGGGUCAGAACUGGCCAACAAAACCAAGGCAGAGUCAAAACUGCAGCAGGAAGUGACAGCUGUGGUCUGUGUUUGACCCACAUCAGCCUAUAAUGACGGGUAAGAACAAGACUUACUGUCCAGAGGGCCAAGAGGG
Fundulus heteroclitus (mummichog) is the source of this 6678-nucleotide messenger RNA. RefSeq names its product protein FAM131A. The transcript has 5 exons. Bases 553 to 1590 code for a protein of 345 amino acids. NCBI's taxonomy places the organism in Eukaryota, Metazoa, Chordata, Actinopteri, Cyprinodontiformes, Fundulidae. The record is from RefSeq and is a predicted model, not a curated record.